Molecule: messenger RNA, 1609 nt
Organism: Rhinolophus ferrumequinum (greater horseshoe bat)
Lineage: Eukaryota; Metazoa; Chordata; Mammalia; Chiroptera; Rhinolophidae
Gene: CD99
Product: CD99 molecule (Xg blood group)
Exons: 10
Coding region: 205-762 (185 amino acids)
Biological process (GO): homotypic cell-cell adhesion; T cell extravasation; positive regulation of neutrophil extravasation
Source: RefSeq, a predicted model, not a curated record
CGGGCCCGUCCCCACCCAGCCCCACGCGCCCACAUCCCGGGCCUCUGGGUGGGGGUGGCCGCAGGCGGGGCGAGAGCGCAGACCAGCGCGAAGUUACAGCGCCGCACCCCUGCCGCGGGCUCCGCCCCGUGGGGGUUUCACUCCCGCCGUUGGCACCCGCUCGAGCCACUCCGGGGAUUGUGGCUGUGCGGCGCCGGGCGCAGCAUGGCGCGCCGGGCCGCCCUCGUGGUGCUGUUCUUCGGCCUUCUGGGCACUCUGACGACCGUCCGGGCUCAAGAUUUUGAUUUAUCGCAAGCCCUUGACGACGAUGACGUGAGACACACUCCAGCCCCCAAAAAGCCCGGCCUUGGCGAUGAUGACCUGAGUUUAGAAGAUGCUCUGGGUGGCGGAGGACACCAUGACCCCGUGACACCCGGUCCACCGAAGCCAAAACCUAACCCAAAACCUAACCCAAAGCCCAACCAGCCGGGAUCUGAUGGUGGAUUUUCAGAUGCCGAUCUCCUUGAUGGGAAUACAGCGGGAGGCGGUGGUGGAGGAAAUCCGAGGCACGAUGGAGAGGAACAGGCUGACUCCCCGGGGGUGGUCCCCGGCAUCAUUGGGGCUGUCGUGAUGGCCGUGGCUGGAGCAAUUUCUAGCUUUAUUGCCUACCAGAAGAAGAAGUUGUGCUUCAAACAAAACGCCGACCAAGCUGACAUCAACAUGGAAAACCAUCAAAACAUCAACGCGGAGCCGCCCGUUCAACGGACUCUUCUGGAGAAGUAGAGGACAUUGGCAGCAGGAACAGCCUGCCACUCCCAGCAGGACUAUAAGACUUGCCGGCCUGCCUCCAAAGAAUGCCUGCACAGGCAGAGCCCGCCCCGCCGGGACCAGCUCUGUCUUGUUCUGCCUUCGUGCCAGUUGGACUCUGCGUUUUCAUCCUGAGAUGUGGUUUGCUUGUUCUCGUGCCAGGUCGACGAUGUUGACUAACAAUGAGUUUUGCAUCCAGAGGGGUAAUUACACUCAUCUCUCUCCAAGCCAGGGCUGUAGGCGUUCCCAGGUGAUGUGAAACUCACACCAUCACAAAGUUCAAAUUUCAGAAACCUUGGGCCCUUCGCAAAUCACACGUCAAGUUCUCUAGCAUUGACAGUUUUACAAAGUGAGGUAAGCCUGCAAUUAGUUUCCUCAAAAUUCCUUCCGUCUGUUAGGAUAUUUUUACACCAGACUAAUAAAAAGAAAUUAGAAAGUAUGUAUUUUUUAGUUAGAUGUUUUGCUAUGGAAUGACUUUUAAAGAAGGAUCUGGAGACUGGUGGGACGUAUCCUGUGGUCCCUUUUCUGGGGCUGUAUGACAAGUGGUGAAUCUAAGUGCUUGCUUGUAAUUCUGAGGUUUUCAUGCUUUGACCCUGUCCUUUCACUUGUCUCGUCACCUUUGGGACAGGACUUGUCAGCAUUCAGCUACUCCCCUUUAUUCUCCCGUGGGGGUGAAGACCACAAAUUUGUUAACUUUUUGCACCAUUCUUUCCAACAUCUUUUAACUGCUGUCAUGUCAGAGCUCAAUGCAACGUAGGGGUGAAACUGCUCUGUGGCACAGAGUCCCCUUAACUAAUUUCUAACAGCUUGGAAUGAACUGAAA